GUGGGUACUAAUUAAGAUCCCUGCCAGGAGCGCGCCCUGGUCGCGUUGGGCCGUCAGUCGCUUUUACGCGUCACGCGAUUUCCCCUUUCUGCAGCCUUUGCCACUCCGUCAUGACACGACGGCCUCUCGCCUGGACAAUUUGAACAACACACCCGACAGCGCUCCUAGUUCUCUCGCGACUUUUACAUUGACAUCACUUGUCCAAUCGAUUCGCUUUUCCUAAGAUGGAUCGCCAAUCCGUCUUCACCAGUCGGCUCUACGGCGCCCCUGCCGAGAGUGAAGAUUCACCAACGCGCAUACGCACCCUCCUCGAGUCCUUCAUUCUCGACUUCAGACUCGACAACUCCUUCAUCUACAGAGACCAAUUGCGCGAGAAUGCGCUCCUCAAGAAAUAUUACUGCGAUGUCAACAUUGGCGAUCUGAUAAAGUUCAACGAAGAGAUUGCCCAUAAACUCGUGACAGAACCCGCAGAGAUUAUUCCCCUGUUCGAGGCAGCUCUGAAGCGUUGCACGCACAGGAUCGUGUACCCCCAUGAGGCCAAAGUCGACCUCCCCGAACACCAACUACUUCUCCACUCCAAUGCCGAAGAUGUCUCAAUACGCAACCUAGAUUCCAUGACCAUCGCGAGGCUGGUCCGAGUGCCUGGCAUCGUCAUAGGCGCCUCCGUCAUGUCGUCCAAGGCAACGUUUCUCCACAUCCAGUGCCGGAGCUGCGGUCACACCAAAGAUGUUCAUGUUCUCGGCGGAUUCAGUGGUGUGACGCUGCCCAGGACGUGCGACAGGUUCCGAGCGCCCGGCGACCCGACUGAGAAGUGCCCUCUCGACCCCUUCUUUGUCGUGCACGAAAAGUCGCAGUUCGUCGACCAGCAGAUCAUCAAGCUUCAGGAGGCACCCGACCAGGUACCGGUCGGAGAGCUGCCCAGGCACGUCCUGAUAUCUGCCGACCGCUACCUUACGAAUCGCGUAGUGCCCGGAUCGAGAUGCACCGUCAUGGGUAUUUUCUCCAUCUACCAGACCAAGGGCUCCAAAAACUCAACGAGCGGCGCCGUCGCCAUCCGGACGCCGUAUCUGCGUGCGGUGGGCAUCCAGACCGAUCUUGACCAAACCGCCAAGGGGCAGGCCGUCUUCUCAGAGGAGGAGGAGCAAGAGUUUCUUGAACUCAGCCGGCGGUCGGACCUCUACAAUAUCAUGGCCGACUGCAUCGCUCCCUCCAUCUACGGCAACCGGGACAUCAAGAAGGCCAUCUUAUGUCUUCUGAUGGGCGGUUCCAAAAAGAUCCUGCCAGACGGAAUGAAACUGCGCGGUGACAUCAAUGUCCUGCUGCUCGGUGACCCCGGAACAGCCAAGUCACAGCUGCUCAAGUUUGUCGAGAAGGUGGCCCCUAUCGCGAUUUACACCUCGGGCAAGGGCUCGUCCGCCGCGGGUUUGACAGCUUCCGUCCAGCGAGAUCAGUCGACACGCGAGUUUUAUCUCGAAGGCGGUGCCAUGGUUCUCGCGGAUGGCGGCGUAGUAUGCAUCGACGAAUUCGACAAGAUGCGUGACGAGGACCGCGUGGCUAUCCACGAAGCCAUGGAACAGCAGACUAUUUCGAUCGCCAAGGCAGGCAUUACGACCAUCCUGAAUGCGCGGACAUCAGUACUCGCCGCCGCCAAUCCCAUAUUUGGCCGGUACGACGACAUGAAGACGCCUGGCGAGAACAUCGACUUCCAGACGACCAUUCUCUCACGUUUCGACAUGAUCUUCAUCGUCAAGGACGAGCACGAGCGCGGCAAAGACGAGCGCAUUGCCAAGCACGUCAUGGGCAUCCAUAUGGGUGGCCGGGGCGUGGAAGAGCGCGUUGAGUCUGAAAUUCCCGUCGACAAAAUGCGGCGCUACAUCAGCUAUUGCAGAUCCCGGUGCGCUCCACGUCUCUCAGACGCCGCGGCGGAAAAGCUCUCCUCGCACUUCGUCGCCAUCCGCAGGCAAGUACACGCGGCCGAGCUCGAAGCUAACACCCGCUCCUCCAUCCCCAUCACGGUCCGCCAGCUGGAAGCCAUCGUGCGCAUCACCGAGUCGCUCGCCAAGCUGUCCCUCUCUCCCGUCGCGACCGAAGAGCAUGUCGACGAGGCGAUCCGCCUCUUUCUCUGCUCGACUAUGGACGCCGUCAGCCAGGGCAGCAACCAGGGCAGCCGGGAGCUGAACGAGGAGGUCGCGCGGGUCGAGGCGGAGCUGAAGAGGCGGCUGCCCAUCGGGUGGAGCACGAGCCUGGCAACGCUCAGGCGGGAGAUGGUGGAAGGGAAGGGGUUCAGCGAGGCGGCGCUGAAUCGCGCGUUGAUGAUCUUGCAGAGGAGGGAUACCAUCAUGUUUAGGAACCAAGGGGCGCAGGUUUAUAGAAACGGGGCAUAGGUAACAGGAACAGCAGAGUGUUGUCAUGUGUUUGUUAUGGAUUCAUGGGGUCUGGUCUGCGUAUGUGCAUGACGGUUCAACGGUGUUGGGUAAAGGCUGGGAAUAGGCGUACUUUACUACCUAGGUACUACAUUUUACUGUGAUGGGGAUUUUCACAUGUAUCCAAUCGAAUGUUUC
Messenger RNA from Chaetomium strumarium, 2561 nucleotides. Its product is annotated as MCM2/3/5 family-domain-containing protein. Gene Ontology annotation, molecular function: single-stranded DNA binding; ATP binding; 3'-5' DNA helicase activity. Gene Ontology annotation, biological process: DNA replication; DNA replication initiation; double-strand break repair via break-induced replication. The record is from RefSeq and is a predicted model, not a curated record. The coding region runs from base 225 to 2384 and encodes 719 amino acids. NCBI's taxonomy places the organism in Eukaryota, Fungi, Ascomycota, Sordariomycetes, Sordariales, Chaetomiaceae. Gene Ontology annotation, cellular component: MCM complex; nucleus. The transcript is spliced from 4 exons.